Messenger RNA from Giardia duodenalis, 552 nucleotides. RefSeq names its product N-alpha-acetyltransferase 30. Lineage: Eukaryota; Fornicata; Diplomonadida; Hexamitidae. The record is from RefSeq and is a predicted model, not a curated record. Gene Ontology annotation, cellular component: NatC complex. Gene Ontology annotation, molecular function: protein-N-terminal amino-acid acetyltransferase activity. The transcript has a single exon. Gene Ontology annotation, biological process: N-terminal peptidyl-methionine acetylation. The coding region runs from base 1 to 552 and encodes 183 amino acids.
AUGUCUGUGAUCGAGGAGCACGAAGGAAUAGUUUAUCGUUACUAUCGUGACGAAGCAGACUUACGGACCGUCCAGAACCUAUUCGCACGAGAGUUGUCCGAGCCGUAUCAGAUUUGGACGUAUAGGUACUUUGUCGAGCCGUGGCCGACGCUCACCAUCUUUGCAGAGUCCAAUGAAGAAAUUGUGGGGUGCUGCAUGGCAAAUAUCGAGACCAGGUCUAAAUCUGCUAAACUAGAUGGGGUAGCUAAGAAUCCUGGUGUUUCUCAUACAGACGCUGCUUCUACAUAUAAGCGGGGGUAUAUAGGUAUGAUCUCUGUAAUAGAUGCAUACAAGAGGCGAAGGAUAGGUCAGAGGCUCUAUAUGCUAGUGUUAAAAGAAAUGAGGAAUUUCGGGGUUACAGUCAUUUCACUUGAGACAGAAAGUGAUAAUAUAGGUGCGCUGCUUUUCUACGAGUCCCUUGGCUUCCGGAAGAUGCGCCUCUUCUCGAACUAUUACAUGAACGGAAAGAACGCCUAUAGGAUGAUGAAGUGGCUGGCCCCGAAUAUAGAUUGA